This is a messenger RNA of Cooperia oncophora, 441 nucleotides long. The record is from the annotation of a GenBank genome assembly. NCBI's taxonomy places the organism in Eukaryota, Metazoa, Nematoda, Chromadorea, Rhabditida, Trichostrongylidae.
AUGGUAGCAGAGGACAUCAUCUCUCAGAGGUACGAUGAUAUCGUCAAGAGCCCGUCAGAUCAGAGAGAGUAUCGAGGACUUGAACUCACAAAUGGCCUCCGGGUACUACUGGUAUCGGAUCCUACUACAGAUAAGUCUGCCGCUGCAAUGGAUGUUAAUGUUGGAAGCCUAAUGGAUCCAUGGGACUUGCAAGGGCUGGCGCACUUCUGCGAGCACAUGCUCUUUCUUGGUACUGACAAAUAUCCGAAGGAGAACGAAUACCAACGUUUUAUUACCGAGAACGGUGGAGACUGGAACGCUCGCACAGUCCCCGAUCACACAAAUUACCAUUUCUAUAUAAAGCCGGACAAAUUGAAGGGAGCACUCGACCGCCUUGUGCAGUUCUUCCUCUGUCCGAAAUUCACCGAAAGUGCAACCGAAAGAGAGGUAUGGACCAUUUGA